Cokeromyces recurvatus is the source of this 461-nucleotide messenger RNA. RefSeq lists its product as uncharacterized. The transcript has a single exon. The record is from RefSeq and is a predicted model, not a curated record. Gene Ontology annotation, molecular function: structural constituent of ribosome. The coding region runs from base 27 to 326 and encodes 99 amino acids. Gene Ontology annotation, biological process: translation. Gene Ontology annotation, cellular component: ribosome; mitochondrial small ribosomal subunit. NCBI's taxonomy places the organism in Eukaryota, Fungi, Mucoromycota, Mucoromycetes, Mucorales, Mucoraceae.
UAUACAUUUAUACAUUUAUAAACAUCAUGAGAUCUCGUAUACUUCGUGAUAUAAAAGCACGUCAGGCAGUUGCCAACAACGAAAUCACUCGUCAAGCUUUUAAAUAUAUUACUCGCAACGAAACAUUACCUGCUCGUAUACGUCACCAAGCCCAACUUCAGCUUAAUUCAAUGCCUAAAAAUUCCUCACCUACUCAUAUUCAUAAUCGUUGUGUUGCUACUGGUCAUGGAAGUGGUAUUUUACGCGAAUUUAGACUUUGUCGAUUUCAAUUUCGUUUAAAGGCUUUAAAUGGAGACCUUCCCGGAGUUAAAAAAGCAUCUUGGUAGAGAUGAUUCUUUGUAAAUUAUUAUUAUUCAAUGUAUACAUAUAAAGCACUACAGAAAAAAAAAAGAAAAUAAAAAAAAUAAAAAAUAAAUAAAUAAUAAAUAACAUCUCUUGUUAUAUACAAACUAUGGAUUGGG